GUACAUGGCUGUGAAUGUGCGCGGCCGCAGCGUUUAAAAACAUUUUUAGUUAAAUUGAAAUAUGGAUUUUGAUGAGCAAAUAAAAGGAUUUCGCGAGUGGGCAACCAGCCUAGGCUGCCCGCCCGCCGCACUGCCCAAUGAGGACGCGCUCAAAUCCAUAUCUAAAUCGCGUCAAAAUCAACUAUUUGUGAACAUGCAGUCGCGCAUUCAACCGCGCCAGAAUGUGCGAGAGGUGCGCGAGAAUUUGCUGAUUGCGCAGGUGGCGCAGCAUAAGGGAAAAGUGGUGCCAGCCUGUAGACGCAGUUUUCUACCACGCCAGCUACAAAUUCAUCUGAAAAUGCAGGACUUGCUCAAGGAGAAGGAAAAGGAGAAGCUGUGUCUCGCCGAGGCUAAGAAAGAGUACGAUAGCUUGGCAGCCUCUAUCAAAACAAAGAAUAUUCAAACGAUUAGCGCAACACACAAAAUGCAGCUGCACCAAUCCAGAUAUCAUUUACUCCAACUUAAGUUGGAAUCUCUUAACAAAACCUACGAACAAGAGCUCUCGAACAAGGCACAAAUCCUAUCCACAAUGCCGGUAAAACUAAAUCAAAAGAACGCCAGUGAAAAGUUGGCCACAAAGGCCGUGGAGCAGGCGCUCAAGGAGUUGGAACAAUUCUAUAAAAUCUGCAAUGCAGAUGGCCACAGUAGCCAACAACUGGCAGAGGCGAAGAAUCAACUCUGGUCGCAGAUGCGACAAAUCUUUGCAAAUAUACCAAAUGUUCUGCUCUUCAAUGCUAUCAUGCGCAUCAAGGAGGAGCAGCUGCAGCAAGUGAUGCAGCUGAACAAGAGCAGCCAGCACAUUGAGACCAUAAGCUCUCUGUCCAAGCCAAUGCUAAAUAGCUUUGACAUUAAAUUGCUGAAGACAAAGGCGGAGCUAUUGGGUCUAGUAGCCAAGCAUUUGUCAGCACAAAAUGAAGUUGCACAGCUGGAGGAGCGCUUCGCCGCUGCAUAUAGCACAUUCCUGAACGAGCUGCAGAGGAAAGUGAAUAAUUUCAAUGCAAUCAGCACCGAGGAGGAGGAAGAAAGCAGUGAAGAGAUCAUCUCUGAAUUUAUACUCCAAUACAAUUUGCGAAACUUCAAUCAUGCACGUAACGAAUAUCUCAGCGAACAGAUUGAAAAGCUUCGCCUGGAGCUGGAAGCGGGCGUGCGUCAAUUGGAAAGCCACGAGUUGCUCCUUUGCUCCAUCAAGCAAAUCUACGCCGAAAUCAAUACCUCAAUCAAUGGAAUAAGGCACGACAUGUUGCAGCUAUCGCAGAUUAAAGAGAAAAUUCUGUACUCCAAGAAUAUCUUGAAGAAUAUGCUGGAUGACAUGCAGGCAACGACGCACCAACAGAAUGCCAAAUCUCAGCUGUUCAACAGCAAGCUAAAAGUGGGCAACAUGUCGUACCUGGGCAUGGAGAGCUUCAGUCUGGCCAACGACAGCGUGUUCUCCAGCACAAAACUAGAGUUCGAUGCGAGUCCAAUGGAGACAACGCUGCGUCGCAGCUUUGAUAACACAAUUGUGGCAGCCAAUUGUACCUCGACUCCUAUGUUGCCGCCGCCAAGCACAUCAUCGCCUGCCACAUUGCCCUCUCAUCUGCUGGAGCUGAAUACCUUUGCUGAGAUGCCACUAGAGAAACUCAGCUGUGUGCCUCGCAAUUGCACCUUUUUGCUUUCGGCCAAUCCGCUCAUCGUGGAAUCACAGGAAUUGGCCUCCACCAUGCAAUUGGCUCCUGGUCAUUUGCUAACCCCCGUUGGGGCUCUGCAGGAAGUACGUAAACGCAUUUUGUGGGCGUCAGCAAUUGCUGAGCACACAUCCGAUUUGAAAUUGAAUUUGGAGACAAUAAUUGUCGAUCCACACGGUUUGAAGCUGAGCGCCCGUCGCCAGCACGAGGAAAUCGUACAGCUGCUGGAUAAUAUCGAAUCACUGGGCACUAAGACACAGCAUCAGCUGCACAGGAUCAAGCGAAUCUAUCGCUUCAUAGUAGAGAAUCCCAUGCGUCUGUAUGUGCCGCCCAACAGAUGCUAUAAGAAUGCCAACUUUUCAGUCUACGAAUCGGAAUUCAAUCUAUAUUAUCGCAUGGCGACAGCGGGCGGUUCGAUUAAGUCUUAAGUCUAAGAAACUUUUCUAAUAAUCGUAUUUAAAUGAACCCAGUGUGCUGUCUUAGGUUUACAAGUUUAUAUAAAUUCAAAUUCACAUU
Molecule: messenger RNA, 2219 nt
Organism: Drosophila arizonae
Lineage: Eukaryota; Metazoa; Arthropoda; Insecta; Diptera; Drosophilidae
Gene: dgt5
Product: dim gamma-tubulin 5
Source: RefSeq, a predicted model, not a curated record